AUGCCCCGGGGAAGCCGCAGCCGAGCGAGCCGCCCUGCUCUUUCUCGAGCCCCUCUCUCCACUAACCCUCCUCCAGCUGCUGUUGCACCUACACCUGUCCAGCCCUGGCAGCCCGGCCUGAUGGCACAGAUGGCAUCCACAGCAGCAGGAGUGGCAGUCGGCUCGGUGGUGGACUAUUUGAUGAGGAGUGCACUGACCGGGGCCUUGGGUGGAAGUGGCUCAGAGCCAGCCCGGGCAGAUAUCACCUACCAGGAGCCCUCGAUGGCAGCCUCUCCAGCCCAACCUCAAGCCCAGGACAACAGACCCUGCCAGUUUGAAAUGAGACAGUGUCUGGAGUGUGCCCAGAACCAGCAUGAUCUAACACUCUGCGACGGUUUCAAUGAAGUGCUGAAGCAAUGUCGGUCUGUGCAUGGUAUAUACUGAAGUGCAAGUU
This is a messenger RNA of Pristis pectinata (smalltooth sawfish), 433 nucleotides long. Its product is annotated as coiled-coil-helix-coiled-coil-helix domain-containing protein 2-like. The record is from RefSeq and is a predicted model, not a curated record. Gene Ontology annotation, cellular component: nucleus; mitochondrion. NCBI's taxonomy places the organism in Eukaryota, Metazoa, Chordata, Chondrichthyes, Rhinopristiformes, Pristidae. Gene Ontology annotation, biological process: mitochondrion organization.